AUGGUCCUUCUGUUGGCGAAGGAAACCAAUCGACGAGCGCAUGUAAUCUUGGAACAAUGGAAUAAGAAAAAUGCUGACACAGCAUAUCCUUUGAAUGCUGAAGUCUACAUGGUUCGUCAGCCAGGAGCAACAGCUACAACUAAAGAUGCCAGUCGAAUUCGUAAUUUAGUGAAACGAUUGGUACAUACUUGGAUCAAUAAAAGACGAUCCAUCACUACAGAUAAUUAUUUCAACAGUGCAGAAUUAGCAGAAGAUCUUCUAGGUGUUCAAACAACUCUUACAAUUGUUGACGACGAAAAGAAAAAGCCAGAAAUCAUUUUAUAUUACAAUAGCAUAAAAGGUGAUGUUGAUCAUAUGGAUCAGAUGGUUCAAACUUAUUCUUUUGAUGUUGGUGCUAUUGCUGCUUUUGUGGUAUGGACAACCAGAAAUCCUCAAUGGAAUGAAAAGAAAAACUAUCGUCGACGUUUAUUUCUAAUGGAAGUAGGCUAUGAUCUUCUUCAAUUACAUUUGGAUCGACGACAACAUCAACCACGAGCACUUCAAAAAAAUGUGCGACUAGUUACAUGUGAAUCUUUUUUCCUAUAUAAUUUGACUCAGAAACAAAACCAUUUUUUUACCAUCGAUGUAACUCGAUGA
Adineta ricciae is the source of this 636-nucleotide messenger RNA. NCBI's taxonomy places the organism in Eukaryota, Metazoa, Rotifera, Eurotatoria, Adinetida, Adinetidae. The record is from the annotation of a GenBank genome assembly.